Molecule: messenger RNA, 333 nt
Organism: Neohortaea acidophila
Lineage: Eukaryota; Fungi; Ascomycota; Dothideomycetes; Mycosphaerellales; Teratosphaeriaceae
Product: glutaredoxin-like domain-containing protein
Exons: 2
Coding region: 1-333 (110 amino acids)
Source: RefSeq, a predicted model, not a curated record
AUGAGAGCAACGGCGAUCCUGCUGCAGCAGCGCCUCCGCUUGACCCUCUUCACCCGUCCCAACUGCUCCUUGUGCGACGAUGCCAAAGAAGUCAUCAACUACGUGGGCAAGCGAAGGCCCUUUGAGUACGAGGAAAUCGACGUGAUGGAGAAACAGCAGCAGAAGUGGAAGGCGUUGUAUGAAUUUGACACGCCGGUGCUUCACGUAGACGCGCCGGAGAAGCAGCAGCAGCCCUUCGAAACCACGACAAACGCGCGGAAAUUGAUGCAUCGCUUCACUCAGACCGAGCUGGAACAGGCCAUCACCCAAGCAUUGCAAUCAUCUGGACAGUAA